UUUCGUUUCUCAAUGCGGAAUUUUGCAGACCAUGUCUUCAAUGGAAGUGUUUGGCUGCGUCUCUCGCAGUCGUUCGAUUAUUUGAGACACUCUCUCCAUGGUAGAUACUUAAGGCAGUCUGCAAAAAGAUUUUGACGUACAAUGGCAAGUAAUCCCCAAAAUAACUCCUUACAAACUGCCGAUGAAGACUGUAGAACAGACCCUGAGAACGACACUGCAGAAAUUACCAAGCCUGGUACUGCCAGUAUCUCAGUUGAACAAGAGUCUAAAGUCACUGAUACCAGCAUACAAAAUGCUAACUUGGAGCAGGAGGGGUUUUCCAGAGCUGGGUGAUAUAGGUGGAAUGGGAAUUGGCAGCACUACACGCCGUGUUUUACAUCAUCCUGACUUUCUUACUGAUCCACACAAGGCAGCCGAGUACGUUUGGGAUUCUUCAGGUCGCUUUGUAGCUCCAAACGGAGGUGUCAUGCGCACUUCAAUUCUAGGGGUCCAUAACUUUGGUGACAUUUAUGCAGUGAUAGAAAACACCAAGGCGGCUUGUAAAGUCACCCAUGCAGACCCAAGAUGUAUUGCGUCUUGUGUCGAAGAGGGUUUGAAAAAGCACGUGUUUGCUAAGUCAUUGAAAAAUCUACAACUUGACGGACAUGGCAAAAUAGGCUACACUUACAAAUGCUUAGGCGCUGGAAUUUGGUCAUUGAGGCAAGAUGAUUUUCGUGCUGCUAUAGAGGAUGUGGCAUUUGAGGCUGGAGACGCUGACACAAAUGGUGCUGUAGCGGGGGCGCUGUUAGGCUGUAAACUGGGUGCCAGUAAACUGCCGGAGUCUUGGCUCAAUAACUUGCUGAAUAAAGCGUGGCUAGAUGAGAAGAUUGAGAGGUUCCUGGCUCUACUUGGUCUGAGUGAGUGAAGAAUGAAAAACAGCGCCUUAUUUGGCACUUAAAAUCCAAUUUUAGAUGCUCUUCAAAAGUACUUCAUAUUAGAUCCGAGCUGAUAUUUCUAAAAUUUAAAGGGGAUAUGUUUUCUUAACUUUUGACAUAAUAUUGUUUUUGUUUUUGGAUUAUUAUGGAAUGCGCAUUGAUACUAUUCAUAUGUUGAUUUGCGCAGUACAAGCCCUAAAUUAUUAUUUACAUUUCAAAUUUUAACUUAUAGGUGUAAAAAAUAAAGAGAUUAGUGCCUGCGCUAGAAAAUCAAACAGUUUUAGCUUCAUGUUAAUGUUCUAACACACCUGCACACCCACACACAUCCACCCCCCUGAGAAGUAUUAUGACAGAAGUCAUCAAACUCAGGUAACAGUUUAAGUAUGUUCCCUAAAAAUGGAACUAAAAAUGCUAGAUUAAUGGGGGACAAAAUACGUAAGUUGAGCACUCCCAAAUAUAUAUGGAGAUGUAGUUAGUGUAUGAAAAUAUUAAUAAAACUCUGGACGUAA
This is a messenger RNA of Pocillopora damicornis (cauliflower coral), 1423 nucleotides long. RefSeq lists its product as uncharacterized. The record is from RefSeq and is a predicted model, not a curated record. Lineage: Eukaryota; Metazoa; Cnidaria; Anthozoa; Scleractinia; Pocilloporidae.